This is a messenger RNA of Parathielavia appendiculata, 822 nucleotides long. RefSeq names its product carbohydrate esterase family 5 protein. NCBI's taxonomy places the organism in Eukaryota, Fungi, Ascomycota, Sordariomycetes, Sordariales, Chaetomiaceae. The coding region runs from base 111 to 725 and encodes 204 amino acids. The transcript is spliced from 4 exons. The record is from RefSeq and is a predicted model, not a curated record. Gene Ontology annotation, molecular function: hydrolase activity.
AGAAGAGAGGGCUACUCUUGGAUAGUGUAGACGUAGUAGGGCCAAAGUCCAUCCACAGUCCCAGAUCCUACCAGAAUUAGCCUGAUCCUAGCGAAUUCCCCUUCAUCACAAUGCUGUCUACAAAAAUCCUUGCUCUUUCCCUCGUGUCCCUGAGUCUUGUUUUCGGCCAAGAGACCUGUCCCGACGUCCCUGACCUGGACCUCGGAGCUGGGGUCCCCCCGAAUCCCGCGCAUAUUCCGGCUGGGUGCUCUGACUACGAGAUUCUCGUCGCUCGCGGAACGGGCGAGCCGAACUACGCCAAUGGUGGCAAGUUCGGCGUAGUCGUCGGCGAUCCGGUCGUCAGCAACACGACUCUCCGACUUCCCGGCGCCAGGGGCUACCCUGUGCAGUAUCCCGCCAGCUCGGACAUCACUGGCGUUCGCCGAGGCGCCACUGACGUGGUCAACCGCCUCAGACGCCAAGCCAUUUCUUGCCCGCGGCAGACUUUCUCGCUCGUUGGCUACUCCCAGGGCGCAGCAGUCAUGCAUUCAGCCGCGGAGGACAUCCCGCUCUACCUGUAUCCUCGGAUCAAGUCUCUCGUCAUGUUUGGAGAUGGCUAUCACCGCCUGGGACCGGUCCUGAGCCGGUUUCCCACCGGGCUGAACGACAAGGCGAUGCAGAUCUGCGCGCCUGGCGACCCGGUGAGAGAUGACCCUCUUUCGGAUGGACCAUUGAUGAUCAUUUGACUCACCACUUUUAUGUCUUCACCCUGUCAGGUUUGCGAUCCAAACGCUGGAAACUGCACAUACUGGCACCUCACCUACAUCCGUCCCAGCUACAUCA